AUGUUAAUCCAAAAUCCUGUUAUUAUUUCAGCAUUUAUUUUGCUCUACACAACAGGAGAUAAUAUUGUGCAAAGGUCAAUCGCCAAACAAAAGCUUCAAAUGAAUCUAGUUAUGGAUUACGAACUGAGUGACUUGAUCAAAACGACGUCGUUGGCAAUUAAUCAUGUUUUAUAUCAAUCCCUUGAUGUUAAUGUAAAUGAUAAUCUAGGUUGGCUAAAACUUUUCGAUAACUUGAAAAGGGUCUAUCAGUACAAAUUACCAAUUCAAAUGUCAUAUUUUGGAAGAUUUGAUCAGAGCAUGGUUGGAUUAGAACUGACCUAUGUGAGAAUUUUUCACAAAUCUCAAAAUGCAGUCAAUUUAACUAGACCUGUCACUGACUAUCAUGUCAUUAAUGAUAUAGAUAAUAUUUUAGCUCCAUCCAAUAUUAUGGCCAGUUAUUAUUCCAGUGUUGAUAUGACAGCAAGACCUUGGUAUAAACCUUUUGUGAAUACAACCAACCCAAAAAUUUUGUGGAGCCCGUUUUUCUACUCCGCUCUUUCGCUCUAUCCGUCCAUUGCAGCCUGCAUACCUAUUUAUAUUAAUAGCACUAUUUCAAGUUUAAAUGCAAAUUAUUCCAGCACUGCUAUAUAUCCUAGCUCUACCGCUCCUAGGAUACCCAGCCAUUUAUUUGGAGUAAUUGGAAUUCAACUGAAUGUGAAAAAUAUCUCUGACACUUUAACUAAAUCAGCCAUUCGAGCAGGUGUGGCUGCUUCAUUUAUUAUUAAUUCACAAGGACAAAUGGUUGCUGCUACCAAAUUUUUAGGAUAUCCUUCAUUACAGAACGAAUCAGAUAUUAUUAUGAACGCACUUCUACAAGGAUUGGCAAUCAAGGAAGCAGGAAGUUUUUUCUUUCAAACAGGACAAACACCUACUCUAGAUAUUGUGUUAUUUACAAUCACUGAUCAAUAUGGACUUAAUUGGGGCUCUGUUAUUGCAGUACCUCAACGAUUGUUUGUUGAAGAAGUGCUUCAAAGUAAUCGAGUGAGCUUUAUUUCACUGAGCACCGAUCUCUUCUCAGAAAUUUAUGAGAUCGUUGAAAAUCACAAAGGAUCAAUUGAUAAGUAUGCCGGUAAUAGAAUAGUAGCAUAUUGGAAUGGACCAAAAACUAGUGUGAAAGAUCAUGAGAUACUGGCAUGCAAUGCUGCCGUUCAAAUUGUACAAUGUCUCGCCAAGUUAAAUUCGAGGUGGAGGAAAAUUAAUUAUCCAUGCAUCAACUUUGGCUUGUCUAUAAAUAGUGGAAAUUUUCUCGCUGGAAAUAUUGGCACGAAUUCGAGAAUUAACUUUACAGUUCUUGGAGAUGAUGCAAAUGUUGCCUCUGGUAUUACCAAGCUGAACAGAAAAUUUGGAACACAAGUUUUAAUUGGACACAACACCUUUGAAAAGUCAAAGAUCAAUUUGUUUGCUAUUUUGUAG
Messenger RNA from Naegleria fowleri, 1452 nucleotides. RefSeq lists its product as uncharacterized. The transcript is spliced from 4 exons. Gene Ontology annotation, molecular function: protein binding. The record is from RefSeq and is a predicted model, not a curated record. NCBI's taxonomy places the organism in Eukaryota, Heterolobosea, Eutetramitea, Acrasida, Naegleriidae. Bases 1 to 1452 code for a protein of 483 amino acids. Gene Ontology annotation, biological process: cyclic nucleotide biosynthetic process; intracellular signal transduction.